UUCAAUUCAGUCUGGAAAUAUCUGUGGCUGUACUUUAUCAAAAUUUUAUCAAAAACACCUGAAAAUAAUAUGGUUAUCCAAAAUACUUCGCUAGUUUGUUGAGUGAAUAACUCAUCGAUCAUAGCUGAUAAAGACUUAAAAAGAAUUUCUGUGCGCUUAAAUGAUACACUUAUUAUCCCACGCGUAAACGUGCUCAAGUGAUUAUAUUUCUCCGGCAAACAGGUUCGCGCGUGAAGAAUGGCGCACUGAGGUCAUUCUUUGUUUACAAUUCUCCAUUCCGGUAAAAGUGAUAAAUCGUAAAAAUGGCAAGAUAUUAUGAGAAUACGACUGUGUUUAAUUUUAGUUGGGACCAAGUGGCACGCGGAUACUGGAAGAGGUAUCCAAAUCCACAAAGUACUCAUGUGCUUUCCGAGGAUACAUGGAGCAGAUGUGUGAAGGAUGGAUGUUUAUACACAAAAAGACUGUUAACUAAAACUAAUAGAGUACCAAAAUGGGGAGAAAGAUUCUUCAAUGCAAAAUCGGUCAAAAUUAUAGAAGAGAGUGUUGUGGACCCUGAGAAGAAAGUGCUGGUCACGUACACUAGGAAUUUAGGUUACACUAAAGUUAUGAGCGUAGUAGAGCGAGUAGAGUACCGUCCCUCAGGGCCCUCCCAAACCGUGUGCGUUCGUUCUGCGUGGGUCGAUUCACAAGUGUUCGGAUUCUCGCGGGCCAUCCGCGCGUUUGGCGUGGAACGGUUUAGGAAAAAUGCUUCUCAGAUGGUGAGCGGGUUCAACUUCGUGCUGCACAACAUGUUCCCGCGGCCGGCGCCGCACGCGGUGUCGCACGCGCUGAAGGAGAUGCGCGACGCGGCCGCCGCCGCCACCGACCGCGCCAAGGCCAACGUGCUCUCCUCCGUCAACCGCACGUAGGACUAGCGGGCCCUGGGGCCUGCCAUGUCACACAGUUACAAUAAGGCCCUAGGAAAACUUCAGUUGUUAAACGCAAACGAUUUGUCGCUACAAUACGAAGUGAAACGGGCUCUAGGGCUUGUGUAGUCGCUAAGUUACAGUCGAGCUCUAGUGCCUGCGCAGUCGUUACAAGUUACGAUAAAGCCCUAGGACAGUUUAGUCGUUUAAAGUUACAAUUGGGCCCUAAGGCCUGUGUAGUCGUUAAAAUUUACAAUUGGGCCCUAGAGCAGAUAAGUCGUGAAAUGUUACAAACGGGCCCUAGCGCCUGUGCAGAGGCGA
Colias croceus (clouded yellow) is the source of this 1226-nucleotide messenger RNA. RefSeq names its product protein preli-like (gene prel). Bases 303 to 908 code for a protein of 201 amino acids. Gene Ontology annotation, molecular function: phosphatidic acid transfer activity. Gene Ontology annotation, biological process: phospholipid transport. The record is from RefSeq and is a predicted model, not a curated record. Gene Ontology annotation, cellular component: mitochondrial intermembrane space. The transcript is spliced from 6 exons. NCBI's taxonomy places the organism in Eukaryota, Metazoa, Arthropoda, Insecta, Lepidoptera, Pieridae.